Vitrella brassicaformis is the source of this 1673-nucleotide messenger RNA. NCBI's taxonomy places the organism in Eukaryota, Vitrellaceae. The record is from the annotation of a GenBank genome assembly.
GACUUAACUCAUUCCUUCGGAGAAGAAAAGAACUCCCUGAAACCGCUGCUGCAGAAGAAAAGGAUUUUAAGAAAAUAUCGGAAGCGCGUGGAGUCGGUCGCGAUGUGCCAUGAUGUCUGCAGAAUACCCUGGUACGGAUGGGGAUCGGGGGAUGGGAAGCAUCGCAACACCGUCGCACUCAUCCGACCUUCAGACAGAGCGAAAGGCAGCACGCCAGCACAACGCACCGAUAUGUAUGGCCGUUGUUCUUGUCUUCAUUGGCGCUGUCAUGUCCGGCCCGGCGCGUCGAUAGAUCUUCAUCGAUUCGCUCCAUCGACGCCCAGAGCGGCGAAAUCGUGAUUGGAUCUUUCUCGUCACUGCGUCCAUAUGGGUUUCCUGCAGAGUUUGUUUGCCCUGCUGUUUGCCUUAUUCACGCUGUCCACGCAGGGCAUACACAGCAGCACACAGGUCAGCUGACAGGCAGCAGCGCCGGCCGUACACAUACACCCACGGGCAUCUGGGGCAGGCAGAGCACACGAGAGCGCACGUGGACUCGUCUACGUGUGUGUGUGUGUGAUGUGUGUGUGCAGCCCCUUGCUGAUCCAGCAUCGUUCAUCGGCCCCUCCCCUAUUACUGCGUCGCGGCCGCAGCAACUUGCCUCUCCCGCCCGCCGCCGUCCCGGCACUCAGCAGCUCCCCGCUGGCUCGAAGCUAGGAGAUUGGCUGGCGGACUUGCUUCCGAAAGCUCCUCCUCCUCCCAGCUCCAACCCACGAAAGAUGCUUCGGAAGUGGGUGGUGCUAGUCACGGAGAGCGGCCGAAGACUACAACCUUUCCCCGUAGAUGUGAGAGCCGGCACGUGCACCGAUGACUUCAAGGCGAUGAUCAAGAAGAGCCCUUAUUACCCGGCGCCGUACAUGUGGGAUGCACUUUACCUUUUUGAAGACGAAACCAUCAAUGAGGCCCUGCCCGUGAGCGAGGGUCUUGCGGGCAAGGGCGACCGCCCGGGGCGCCCCAUACGCCUCACCAUCAUCCGGCCGCUACGUAAGGGAGGGAGACAGUUUGAUUUGAUUGAGUGUCCAAAGGGAAGAAGGAAGCCGUGCAUGGCUUUGUGACCCACUCACGGCUACGCGGAUGGAUGGAUGGAUAUGCAUGUGUGUGUGUGUGUGCUCUUUCAGGCACUGACCAUCCCCGGUACGUCGUCCUCCCCUUCCCCCUUCCCUGGUGACCGACACCACACUCGCACCGCACACAGACCGGCCGGCCGGCGGGCUCGCUGGCCAUCCGUCCGUCCGUGCGUGUGCUUGUCACUUCAUGUAGUUCUGUCUGUCUGUCUGUCUUCAGGUAUUAUGGUUGACUGACCACUACGUAGAUAUCAAUGGAUAUCAAUGUAACCAGCGCAGCGACGCUGCAGGACAGACAGACAGACAGAACUACACUCAGGUGCCUUGCCUCGCCGCCUGCCUCUUGUAUGUAUCCACGUCUCUGUAUGCAUGCAUUUGGGAUUCUGUAUUCUCGCGUGUGGGGAUUUGUGUGGGUGUAUGGGAAUGUAUGGGCGUGUGUUUGCGUAGCGAAGUCCAAGCGGAGCGCCUGACCCACCGUUCAUGGCCUCAGUGCGUGUGAAAUCGUUUGAUGCAUGUUGUCGAUUGACAAGUCACAAUGCAUUUAUCGCCAUGGCCCGGAUGGAAAAAUUGACG